This is a messenger RNA of Zingiber officinale, 2351 nucleotides long. RefSeq names its product guanylate-binding protein 4-like. The record is from RefSeq and is a predicted model, not a curated record. Gene Ontology annotation, molecular function: GTP binding; GTPase activity. The coding region runs from base 243 to 2063 and encodes 606 amino acids. Lineage: Eukaryota; Viridiplantae; Streptophyta; Magnoliopsida; Zingiberales; Zingiberaceae. The transcript is spliced from 17 exons.
UGUUUCUUCCCUGCAUCCAUCUCUCCGAAGAAAACCCGAAGACCAAGAUUUGGAUUCCUUCUCCCUGCGGUUGCUAUUUCCCCUCUGGCGAUCUCCGAGCUGAGCAGAGGAAGCAAUGCCUAUCUUGUAGCCGGUGGAAAUCUCUCUUCGUGCAGUUGCUAUUGUAGGCUGCUCCUCGGAUCUGGGACCGCGGGGGGAUUUGCUUGACCGGUUCGGGAUGAGAAGGUAGGAGGUGCAGAAAGAUGGGGUCUUGCUUGCGGGUUGUAGCGUUCUGGCUGGUGAUCUUUGGCUGGUCUUUGUCAUGCGGCACUACUGAUGACCCUGUCGAUCUCCGUCGAACGUUUCCUAUCGUGGAACCAGAUUCUGAGCAUACAAAGCUUCGUAUUGCAAGAGAGGGCUUGGAGGCAAUUAAAAAAAUUACAAAUCCUAUAGCUUCUGUUGUGGUUAUUGGUCCGUAUCGUUCUGGCAAAUCCUUUCUUCUCAACCAACUUCUAUCUCUCUCUUGUGACGAAGGUUUUGGUGUAGGGCAUAUGCGAGACACUAAAACCAAAGGAAUAUGGGUUUGGGGUACGCCAGUUGAAAUGGAUUUUGAUGGAAGAAAAAUAUCUGUCUUGUACGUUGAUACAGAAGGAUUUGAAAGUGUGGGGAAAUCAAAUGUUUAUGAUGAUAGAAUCUUUGCUCUGGCUACAAUUAUCAGCUCUGUGCUUAUUUAUAAUCUUCCUGAGACGAUUCGUGAGGCUGAUAUAUCUCGGUUAUCAUUUGCUGUUGAAAUUGCAGAAGAGUUUUACGGAAGGGUAAAGGGGCAGGAUGUUGCUUUUGAGCCUGCUAAACUCUUGUGGCUUAUCCAACGAGAUUUCUUGCAAGGAAAGUCAGUACAAGAAAUGGUGAAUGAAGCCCUCCAGCAUGUACCAAAUAGCAGUGGUAACAGAAAUAUUGAUCAGGUAAAUCAAAUUCGAGAAUCGUUGAAGAUAAUGGGUGAUAAUAACACUGCUUUUAGCUUACCACAGCCUCAUCUCCAAAGGACUAAACUUUGCGAUUUGAAGGACAAUGAAUUGGAUCAAUUGUAUGUGAAAAAGAGGGAGCAGUUGAAACAACUUGUUGCAUCAAUCAUUCGCCCAAAGCUUGUCCAGGGAAAAUUUCUAAAUGGAAAUGAUUUUGUAGAUUUCCUGGAGCAGAUUCUUGAAGCAUUGAAUAAGGGAGAAAUUCCAUCCACAGGUUCUAUUGUUGAAGCAUUCAAUAAGGUAAUUCUAGAACGUUGCUUGAAACUGUACGGUAGGCAUAUGGACAGUUUGCAACUACCGGUAGAAGAAAAAAGGCUGCAGGAGGUUCAUGAAGAAUCAAAGUUCGAAGCAAAAAAGUUGUUUGAUCAUCAACAUUUUGGUCGGAAUCACGCUGAACAAUCAAUUUUGAAACUCGACGAUGAAAUAAACAAGGUUUUGAGAACAUUGAUUCUUAUAAAUGAACAUCGGUCAUCAAAAUUGUGUGAAGCUCAAUACACAAAGUGUGAGGAUAAAAUGGACAGUCUUCAAGUUAUGAGACUCCCUUCCAUGGCAAAAUUUAACAAUGGUUUCCUUCGCUGCAAUCAAACUUUUGAAAGAGAGUGCAUUGGACCUUCGAAAGAAAUGUAUAAGAAGAAGAUGACAAAGAUGCUAAGCAAAGCUCAAUCCCUCUUCAUCAAAGAUUACAAUCAGAGACUUUGUAACUUGUUGGUGGCUUUCUCACUCAUUGUGGCGAUAGUGGGCCGGUUCAUCGUCAAGUUUAUAUUGUUCGAGCUUGCUGGUUGGAUAAUGUUUAUUUUCUUAGAAACAUACACAAGGUUGUUCUGGUCAUCAGAAUCACUAUACUACAACCCUGCUUGGCACGCCAUUAUCUCUACAUGGGAGACUAUAGUCUAUAGUCCUAUUCUCGACUUGGACAGAUGGGCAAUUCCAAUUGGUGUAUUGCUUCUGGCACUGCUCCUAUACUGGCGCUGUUUUGGUAGGAUGAAGCAUGGCUCUGGUUGGGUGUUGCCAUUGUACAAUAGCCGCGAUGAAAGUGGCUCCAACCAUCGAAGAUCGGACUAAAUGCACACUCCAAAUGGACUGAGCUUGCUUAACCAGACGAAUCUGGUACAUUCAUCAAGGAGGGGACAUUGUUUCUGGAGAUGCAAUUUAGAGAUACAAUCUUAAAGCUUCAUAGUGUUCUAUAGAUGUUCCUCAGUGUGGUGCAAAUUGCUUGUCAUAUGGGUGUUUGAGUUGUCAUUUUAAUCCUUAAUUGUACCAAAUAAACUAGAAGAACAUGUUCACCGAAACAAUGAUGCUUUGUAAUCUUAAUUAUUCAUUAACUACCCAUAAUUAAUGUCUGAAGUAUUA